Messenger RNA from Komagataella phaffii GS115, 708 nucleotides. Its product is annotated as Highly-acidic cytoplasmic RWD domain-containing protein of unknown function. The transcript has a single exon. Gene Ontology annotation, biological process: cytoplasmic translation. NCBI's taxonomy places the organism in Eukaryota, Fungi, Ascomycota, Pichiomycetes, Pichiales, Pichiaceae. Bases 1 to 708 code for a protein of 235 amino acids. Gene Ontology annotation, molecular function: protein binding. The record is from RefSeq and is a predicted model, not a curated record.
AUGGAUUACAAAGAAGAGCAGACCCAAGAGAUAGAAAUCCUGGAAUCUAUAUAUCCAGAUGAACUAGAACGGAUUUCUGAUACAGAAUUCACGAUUAGUCUCCUUUUAGAAACUGCAAGUGAAAGAAAGCAUCGUUUAAGUUUGCAUGUUACAUACCCUGAAACGUAUCCAGAAGUAACACCUGAUCUGAAGGUUUCUGUCGAUGAUUCUUUUGACGCCGAAGAAGGUGGUGAGUCAGACGACGAGGAAUCUUCUAGUGAGGAACAAGUUGUUCGUCUAGAAAACGAGAUUUUUUUCACUUCUGACGACCUCAAGAAACUCGAGUUUAGACUAAUUGAUGAGGCUUACGACAAUAUCGGAAUACCUUCCAUUUUCAGUCUAACCUCCACGUUAAAGGAUGCAGCAGAGACAUUAUUUCAAGAAAAGUUGAAUAAAGCGACAAAAGAGCACGAAGAAGAGUUAUUGAAAAUAGAACGUGAAGAACAGAAGAAAUUCAGAGGUACCCCAGUUACUGUAGAAAGUUUCAACGCCUGGAGGUUACGAUUCAGAAAAGAGUUAGGUUUGGACGAGAAACAAAAGAAAAGAUUGGAAAAAUUGCACAACGGUAAACUGACUGGCAAGGAAAUUUUUGAACGAGGUUUGGCAGGUGGUGACGAUGUGGACGAAGUAACAGAGAGCGUCGCUCAGUUAACGACAGAGGAUUCAUGA